AAAACAGUCUCUUGAAGAAUCUGAAAUGCUUUCGCAGCCUUAGUCAUCGCAGCCAUAUGAUUUUUAGGCCCACCGGACUAUAUAUGCAGCUGCAUCUUUCACCGUGAACAUAUUUCGUUUUUUGGAGUAAUGCCUUGGCUACAGUAAGAUGCGAUGCUGAGGAGGGACAUUCGUGGAUUUAGGAUUCCGUUUGUUUCAUUAUAACGUGAGAUCACCGCUGAUAAAACACCAUGGAGUGAUUGACAUACAGUAACUGGGUUUUGGGAGAGAGGAGAUCGACCCCUUGGUCCAUCGGUUGCCUGUAUAUCAGUGAUCCAAUCCUGCGUUUUUGUUGACGGAGCCCCUUGGCAAUCGGCAUUAUUUUCUCUCCGUCUGUGGUUAGUGGGGGAGGCGGAGAGAGAGCCACGGUGGAAGGCGCCGUGUUAGCGUUAUAGCUUCCGACCAGAGAUAUUGUUUUAUUUUUUGGAAAGAAACGUGGCUUAUGUUUUGCGACUGGACUACCAAACUUGUGGUUCACGGCAGCAUUUUGCGUCUUUUCCCUCCGCUGCAGAUGAUACAGAAAACCAUCAUAGCGGUACCCCACCACUGCAAUUUUUGGGCAAAGAUAAGAGUGGCGUCGUCUUACAGUUAAGGCUACUAUUGCAGCAUAGGGGGAAUCUUCUGGAGGGGAGAAUCCGCCGAUUCCGCGCUUAGCCUACCUACAAUGCCUUAUUAUUAGCAGUAAGCUGUGACUGGAUUUGAAACCCAGCAUCGUCCCGCGGUUCCCCCGUUUCAAAGCUGCUGUUUACCCAUUGAAAAUCACUUUGAAAAGCAGCGGAUCCCGAUGGCAUGGACACUUAUGCAAGGUCUGCCGCGCUGCCGUGCUACUGGAGCCUACUUGCUGUCUCUUCAUUCAACCCAGCUUCAUCGCCCCGCAGUCCAGAGAGCCCUGCCGCAACGCGACCAGCGACCACCGAGCCAAAGCAGGCGGCAUGAGGCUUGAUUCAGUACAUUUAUCCAUGCUGGUCAUCGGGGUCUCAUUCGCCUGCUACUCCCCGAGUUUGAAAUCCCUGCAGGACCAGGUUUACAAAUCCGCCGUGGUGAUCGAGGGCAAGGUGCAGUCUACGCCUGUGAACGUCUCCGCGGAGCGGUACCGUGUGAAUGUCAAAGUGCUGGAUGUUUGGCCCCUUAACAGCGGGGGUCUGGAGCGAGAACAGCUCGUCACCGUGGGGGAAUUUGGAUCUGAGGCUCCGUGCACCAAAGUGAAGAAGAACCACAAGUACAUUUUUUUCAUGGACCCCACUGACGAGCCAUUGGUUUUCAAGGCAUCGUUUGCGCCUCGGGACACGAGUGUGAAGAGCCUAAAAAAGGAUGUUGGGAAGAUCUUGUGUGAGGACUGCGCUGCGGCUCCAAAGUUAAAACCGAUGAAGAAUCCAAUAACAGUGGACGAGGGAGGCAAGCUCAUAGUUAAGUGUGCGGCCAAAGGGAGCUCUCUCUCCUUCAGAUGGUUCAAAGAUGGCAACGAGCUGCAGAAAAGCAAAACACUCAAAAUAAGGGACACCUCGAGGAACUCCAAACUCCAGAUCAACAGAGCAAAACUGGAGGAUUCUGGGAAUUACACGUGUGUGGUGGAGAACACGCUGGGAAAGGACAACUCCACCGGCACUGUUAACGUCCAAAGCAUAACCACAACGCCACCUCCAGCCUCAGGCCACGCCAGAAAAUGCAACGACACAGAGAAAGCCUACUGUGUGAAUGGCGGCGACUGUUACUUCAUACACGGUAUAGAUAAGCUCGCCUGCAAAUGUCCGGACGGAUACUUCGGCCCACGGUGCUUACAGACUGAGCCGCUGCGGCUGAUUAUGCCCAAGCCUACAGAAAAGCAUCUUGGGAUUGAAUUUAUGGAGGCAGAGGAACUCUACCAGAAAAGAGUCCUGACAAUCACGGGUAUUUGUGUGGCGCUGUUGGUGGUGGGCAUCGUGUGUGUGGUUGCCUACUGUAAAACCAAGAAACAAAGAAAGAAGAUGCACACUCAUCUGCGACAAAAUAUGUGUCCAGAACAUCCCAAUCGUAACCUUGCUAACGGACCCAAUCACCCCGGACCAGGCCCAGAGGAAAUCCCUAUGGUAGAUUACAUAUCAAAGAAUGUCCCUGCAACUGAACGAGUCAUACGGCCUGCAACAGAGGGAUCGUUCCCUGCCAGCCAUAACUCUUCCAGAUCUCACAACUCUUCCACACGAGCCCAUUCAUCAACACACAGACAUGAGGAACGGACAUGGAGCCUGGCACAUUCUGACAGCAUCCUCUCCGACUCGCCGGGAAUGAUGUCAUCAUCCGUGGGGACCAGUAAAUGCAGCAGUCCUGCGUGCAUGGACGCACGGGCACGACGCGCUGGUCACUGUGGUUACUCUGACCCCCAUCGGACGGGCCUGCAGUACAGAGACUCUUUCGACUCGCUGGGAGACUCUCCGCACAGCGACAGAUACGUGUCAGCCCUGACGACACCAGCCCGACUCUCCCCAGUGGAUUUCCAUUACUCAUUGCCCUCGCAGGUGCCUACCUUCCAGAUAACAUCCCCCAAUGCCAGCCAUGCCAUGUCUCUCCCUCCUGCUGUCCGCAACCCCUACCCUCUGGAGGAUGACCAGCCCCUGUUGCGCCGCUACCAGGUGCCACUACACGAUGCCCAGUGCCAGGAGCCCUACCGGCAGCAGCGCCGCACCUAUCUAAACGACAGCAGGGGCAGCCUGCCCUCCAGCCCCUACCGGCUGGCUAAAGAAGAAGACUAUGAGACCACCCAGGAGUAUCUCUCCUCUCGGGAGCAACCAAAGAGAAGUGGGUCCAGUGGAACUGGUAGCCGGCGCUGGCGGAGAUCCAGACUUAAUGGCCACGUGGCCCCGCGUGGAUACGAGGCCUCUCGGGACUAUGGGUCUCGAAGCUGCCUAACAGAUAGUGAGUCAGAGGAGGACGGGGAGAACACACCCUUCCUCAGUAUGCAGAACAUGAAUGCCGAGCCCUCCACCAUCUACAGGCCGGUGGACAGUCGGACUUAUCACUCAUCGGGGCGGCACAGUGGGCAUGGGAACAUGCAUACGAGACUUACACACUCACGCUCCAAACCGGACAAUACACCCAUUAAAGAGUGAAAAUGAACCAACAAAAAUCAAUAUAGUAUAGACCUGCAUCUAUAAGAAAUAUUUUUAUUUUAUAUAACUGAGAUAUUCUAAACAAAUGAAAUAUUUAUUUUCAUUUUAGCAAAAGUUGUCUACUAGUUAACAGCGAAGACUUUUUUAUAGGGAAAACUCUAUUUAUAUGUACAUUUUUGAUUUACAGCAUAAAAAGAUGUGCCAGUUUUUUCACAACGUAAAAGAAUAAUAGUAAUAUUGUGGUGCCUUUUGCUGUAUGCCGAUGCCAGAGGGCCAGUGGAGGUUUUUGUAGCCUUUCUUAUAUGGACGCCUCAUUUUUUAUACACAUUUAUGUUGUUUUUUCCUCUCUGGUUUCCUGUUUUACUUUCUUUCCAAUUUGCAUUCUUUGAGGAGUCUAGCCCCACUGGAACAUAACCCCUUCCAUGUCAUGCAAUAUAAACCACUUCAACAUAAAGUGUAUGUUUACAUUAAUAUGAUUCGCCUGUAGGGUAUAUGAUUUGGGAUCUAAUAGAGCGCCUGAUAAAUACAAUGUAGAUCCUUUUUGCCCUCUGACUGAUGUCUACAGAAAGAUUGUGUGUGUGCGUGUGUGUGGUGGGGGGGGGUGAUUGUUAGAUGAAUUUCAUUGUUUGUUGUGAUGACAUCAAACUUGUGGAUCUACCGGUGUCUCAGCAGAGGUGACAGAAGAGUGUAUCAGAGGUUCACAGAAUAGUGCUUUAUCAGAACAGUGACCCCCAGUGUAUGUGGACAGGUAAGGCUGUUUUAGGGUUGUAUGUUAUGCAGGUCAUUGCUUGAUGUGUUUACAGCUAUUCCUUCACUUUCCCAGCCUGCCCCAGUUUAGUCCUCUUUGAUUCCCCAGCAGGUUUUCCCUUAUGUUAGUUUCUUAAGAGGUCAACACACGCUGAGCCGCUUGGCACAGGGUGACCCCUGCCAUCAGGAGUGAUGGCAAAACAAAAAGAUGACAUCUGUUUUCACUCAACUCAGCCCCUAAUGCCAUUCCUCAUCAUCCUUCUGUGUCCAUUCUGUUUUUGUGGAUCGUGUUAAAGGCCACACAGUGUCUCAGGAUUUCCACUUGCCCACCCCCCCUUUUCCCUUCCACCUUAAACUCUGUUCACCCUCUUCCUCAACUUAAGGUCUACCUAAGACUAAGGCUCUCAGAUCAUGAAGGCCUAAAUGUAAAACAUACAGCCUACCAGUUCCCUGAACACAUGCACAUAGAGAGAAGGAAAGUGGAAGCAGCUGAGUGGAGUACAGUAUAGAACAUACUAGACAAUAUAAUGGAAAUAGCUGUGAAACUUUGGAGGAUCAUACAAUGCAAAAAUAUGCAAACUUUCUAUUUUGUUGUUUGAUUACAUCAUUUUCUAACAGGUGACUGUAGUGUGUUUUGUGUGGAAAAAAACGAUGUGAUGCCUGUAGUGUAGAAUGAACAUGAUAUAAAUGCAUAUUUACAUGAGUUAGUUUUUAAAGCCAUUAUGCAGCCAUCUAUAAAGUUGUCAGCCUUUCUUGUUCACAUGUCCAUUGAAUGACUGUGUCCAUGAAUUGUUGUAUCACUUACUUUUAGACUGCUCCACUUAAAAUGCACACUUCCAAGUAAUGGCAAAUAGCAUCCAGAUAGUGUCUCCUCCGAUGGUACUGUGUACUGCUUUUUAUCUUGUCGACGGUUAGUCAUUUCAAAUGAACUCCAUAAAUGAGGAUGAUUUCAAAAUUUAAAACA
This is a messenger RNA of Gymnodraco acuticeps, 4833 nucleotides long. RefSeq names its product neuregulin 2a (gene nrg2a). Bases 972 to 3122 code for a protein of 716 amino acids. The record is from RefSeq and is a predicted model, not a curated record. NCBI's taxonomy places the organism in Eukaryota, Metazoa, Chordata, Actinopteri, Perciformes, Bathydraconidae. Gene Ontology annotation, molecular function: signaling receptor binding. Gene Ontology annotation, biological process: nervous system development; intracellular signal transduction; animal organ development. The transcript is spliced from 11 exons.